AUGGCACUCAGCGUCCUGUCCCCGAGCCUAUCCCGCCUGGGCCUGUGGGCUUCUGUAGUGAUCCUGAUCGUAAUUGUCUUCAAGCUCCUUGGCCUGUUGUUGCGGAGGCAGAAGCUGGCCAGGGCUCUGGACAGCUUCCCAGGGCCCCCUACUCACUGGCUUUUUGGUCAUGCUCUUGAGAUCCAGAAGUUAGGGAGCCUGGACAAGGUGGUAUCCUGGUCCCAACAGUUCCCCUAUGCCCAUUCUCUCUGGCUUGGACAAUUCAUUGGUUUCCUGAACAUCUACGAGCCUGACUAUGCCAAAGCUGUGUACAGCCGUGGGGACCCAAAGGCUCCAGAUGUGUAUGACUUCUUACUCCAGUGGAUUGGAAAAGGUUUACUGGUGCUUGAUGGGCCCAAAUGGUUCCAACACCGCAAGCUGCUCACACCUGGAUUCCACUAUGAUGUGCUGAAGCCCUAUGCAGCCAUAUUUGCUGAAUCCACACGUAUCAUGCUGGACAAAUGGGAAAAAAAGGCUAGCGAGAAUAAGAGCUUUGACAUCUUCUGUGACGUAGGACACAUGGCACUGGACACCCUCAUGAAGUGCACCUUUGGCAAAGGAGACAGUGGCCUAAGCGACAGAGACAGCAGCUACUACCUGGCAGUCAGCGAGCUCACAUUGCUGGUGCAGCAGCGGAUCGAAUCCUUCCAGUACCACAAUGACUUCCUUUACUGGCGCACUCCACAUGGCCAGCGUUUCCUGCGGGCCUGCCAGAUAGCCCAUGACCAUACAGACCAGAUCAUCAGGCAGCGGAAGGCAGCCCUUCAGGAUGAGAAGGAACAGAAAAAGAUCCAGCAGCGGAAACAUCUGGACUUCCUGGACAUUCUCCUGGGUGCUCGGGAUGAAGGUGGGAGCAAGCUGUCAGAUGCAGACCUCAGGGCUGAAGUGGAUACCUUCAUGUUUGAAGGCCAUGACACCACCACCAGCGGUAUCUCUUGGUUUCUCUACUGCAUGGCCCUUUACCCUGAGCACCAGCAGCGGUGUAGAGAGGAGGUCCAUGAGAUCCUAGGAGACCAAGACUCCUUCCAGUGGGACGAUCUGGCCAAGAUGACCUACCUGACUAUGUGUAUCAAGGAAUGCUUCCGUCUCUACCCACCGGUGCCCCAGGUGUACCGCCAGCUCAGCAAGCCAGUCACCUUUGUGGAUGGCCGCUCUCUACCUGCAGGCAGUCUCAUCUCUAUGCACAUCUAUGCCCUCCACAGGAACAGUGCUGUGUGGCCUGAUCCAGAGGUCUUCGACCCCUUGCGCUUUUCUCCUGAGAACGUGGCAGGACGCCACCCCUUUGCCUUCAUGCCUUUUUCUGCAGGGCCCAGGAACUGCAUUGGGCAGCAGUUCGCCAUGAAUGAGAUGAAGGUGGUCACCGCCCUUUGUUUGCUGCGCUUUGAAUUCUCCCUGGAUCCCUCAAAGCUGCCCAUCAAGCUUCCCCAGCUGGUCCUGCGCUCUAAAAAUGGCAUCCACCUCCACCUGAAGCCACUGGGCUCUGGGAAAUAGGCCUUCAGAGAUCACAGCUUAGAUAGCACAGGCUGUGGCUUUUUCUGGGAUGUUGCCAUCCUAGCUUGAAUGUAGAGUCAUCAUGGAUCCGUGAUCUGGGGUGGGGGGGCUGAUAGAUGUGAAAGCACUGACAGUCUCAUGGAAGGCAGUCCCUUGUAAACACAUGUGUCUAAUGACUCGAUGGACUCUGCAGCUCCUUCACUCCGCAAACAUUUGUUGAACAUCUGGGAGUCUUGAGAAACUUCAUUUGUUUCUCAUAACUGUGUGUCUUUCUAAAACAAACAAACAAACCAAAACCAGAAAAAUACAUUCCAGCUCUUGAAAAAUCUUGGUGAAGACCAUGGAAAUGUUGCCUUGACAUUUGUGAAAGAUGGAUGUGAAGGAGGGAUGGUUUGGAUAGAAGGUGACUCU
Messenger RNA from Onychomys torridus (southern grasshopper mouse), 1941 nucleotides. RefSeq names its product cytochrome P450 4B1. NCBI's taxonomy places the organism in Eukaryota, Metazoa, Chordata, Mammalia, Rodentia, Cricetidae. The transcript is spliced from 12 exons. The record is from RefSeq and is a predicted model, not a curated record. The coding region runs from base 1 to 1530 and encodes 509 amino acids. Gene Ontology annotation, molecular function: monooxygenase activity; oxidoreductase activity, acting on paired donors, with incorporation or reduction of molecular oxygen; heme binding.